AUGGCUCUGAGAAUAUCCCUCCUAUUUGCCGUGUGUGUUCUGGCUACCGACGGUUCCCGUUUCAUUCGGGCAGCAGAGGCCAAUGAGAUGUCCAUGUGCGGUCCCGGUAAAGGAUCAUGCGAAAUGGGCUCAUGUUGUUCAGAGAUGGGGUAUUGCGGCACUACGGAACAGUAUUGCUCAGGCUCUCAAUGCCAGUUGGACUACAGCCAUACUUGCCACACGCUAGUUCCCCCUCGUGGGAAGGACACCUCAGGAAUAACCCGUCGACAAGUCGGAAACGUCCCUUAUGGACCAAUGAUUACAGCUUGCAAACAGCCUGGCAUGGUAGCCUUGACAUUUGACGAUGGUCCGUACAUCUACACUACCGAAAUCCUGAACCUGCUUGACCGGCUCAAGGUCAAGGCUACUUUCUUCAUCACGGGUGACAACCGAGCCAAGGGACAUAUUGACGAUCCGGCGACUCGCUGGCCAAGCAUUAUACGUCGCAUGUACGACGCGGGACAUCAGAUUGGGAGCCACACCUGGACGCAUCGUGAUCUGAACCAGAUCAACGAGACGGUGCGGCGAGCUGAAAUCAUUCACAAUGAGAUGGCCAUACGGAACAUUCUUGGUUGGAUCCCCACGUACAUCCGGCCACCUUUCUUGGAGUGUUCCGCCAGAUCUGGGUGUGAGAAGACCAUGAGAGACUUGGUGUAUCACUCCAUCUCCACCAACUUGGACACAAAAGACUACAUGUAUGACGACCCAGCUCUCAUUCAAAGGGCAAAGGACCUCUACUCUAAUGGACUGUCAACCAAUCCACGGCAGAACUCAUACAUUGUCCUUGCACACGAUGUUCAUGAGCAAACCGUGUAUGAACUGACUCCACACAUGGUAAAGGUUGCUAGAGAGAGAGGCUACAAGCUUGUCACGGUAGGUGAAUGCCUAGGAGACCCCAGAGGUAACUGGUAUAGAUCAGCGGAAGACUCGCCAAAAUCCACCAGAAGCGAUAAAAAGAAAGACUCAUGUCCUGGUCCAAAAAAGCCAAUCGUCACGGAUAUCCCGCCCCCAAGGAAUACGACGAGCAAGAUAUCUCCCAACCAACGCUGCGGAGGAAGUACAGGAUACAUCUGUCCAGGCUCCGGCUUUGGAGACUGCUGCUCUCACUAUGGAUAUUGUGGAUCAACUCCCGAGUUCUGUGGCACAGGGUGUGACAAUGACUUCGGGGACUGCAACCCAAAUCCCCCAAGCAUCUGGGACACAACGAAUGGCUUAUGUGGCGCUCGGUUCUCUGCGACAUGCCUUAAUUUUGCAGGAAAGGCAUGCUGCUCCAAGUAUGGAUAUUGCGGCAACAAGACUGAGCAUUGUGGUGAAGGUUGCCAGGCAAAGUACGGCCGAUGCGAUUAG
Pochonia chlamydosporia 170 is the source of this 1386-nucleotide messenger RNA. Its product is annotated as methyltransferase type 11. Bases 1 to 1386 code for a protein of 461 amino acids. The transcript is spliced from 5 exons. Gene Ontology annotation, molecular function: chitin binding; hydrolase activity, acting on carbon-nitrogen (but not peptide) bonds. Gene Ontology annotation, biological process: carbohydrate metabolic process. Lineage: Eukaryota; Fungi; Ascomycota; Sordariomycetes; Hypocreales; Clavicipitaceae. The record is from RefSeq and is a predicted model, not a curated record.